GUGCCGUACCCUAACGGUAGUGCGAGAAUCACUCUAACCUCCGGGAUUGAAAGCGUCCUACAGGGCUGCACGCCAACUAAGGGGAGAUCCAGCCGGUCCUCCUCCUAUCAUACCGGUACUCUAACCCAAGGCACGGGCCUCGAGAAGUUUUUCCGCGCUAGGGAAGCAACCGCUAUCGGGUUCCUUGGACAUCAAGGAGCCUCCGGGCUAACGCCUCCCCCAAACUGGAAACCCAUCCAACAGAUCCCCACGCAUUGGCACCGUUGGGGGAAAGGAAAUUUCACCUUUUUGGUGGAAAAAGGGAAAAGGUGAAGGAGGGGCUAAGUUCAAUGGCCAUCAAACUCGGGCACUGAUUGUCAGGAAGGAGCUCUGAGCCCAAGGUGGACUAGAUCAGAUUUUUCAAUUGGCAACAGUAUCCUUAUUCACCGCCUUUGUCUGUUCUUGGAAGGCCCAUGAUAUCAAACCUUCGUCUUGCUUUGGUCUAAGAUUGUCUAUAACGUACCCACGCACUCGGGUGAAUGGUCGAGGCUUCCCGCAAGACAAAUGCUGGAAGCUGGAAUGUUGAACCUGUGAAGGAGAUAUCGCUGCGAAAGUAGCCAUUUUUUGUGCCUGAUACCGGUAUCGAGAUGUUGCCGGCGCUUUACGAUAGUAGGGCAUGGCUUCCGUGGUUCCUGUUAGAUCCUCUGUGCCGUGAUAUUAAUGGCAAUGGUGGUGGUGACGGGCACUUAGGAAAUCGCCUCUCUGAAUCGAUAGAGCGAAUUUCCGGUGUACACAUCUAUGAGGGAUACAUUCUCCAUCUAUCCCGAACCUCCCGGACUUUUUUCCCACACUCCUACUCCUUUCCUCAUCUUCCCCCUCUCCUUCCCCCAUUAAUUAUUUAUUUAUAUCUCACUUCUUGGAACUUAUAUUGCGAUAUUCCACUUGAGAAAGUAUACCCCCCACUGAACAGGCGGUCUAGUUAGUCGGUCCUUUUGAGGCACCAAUUUUUUGCUCUAUUUUUGCUCUACUUUAUUCUGGUCUAAAAUCCUUAAGGUUCAAUUGUUUUCUCUCCCGUUUCCUGCACACCCUGAAGUAUACCUAUACUUAUACUUGAUACUCAGUAUUAUCACCCCUCGCGGCAAUUGAGUAUUCAGGUACUCCGGCUUAUCAAAUAAGCCUCCCCUUUACCCUGGGGCCAUGCCGAACCCUCCACCCUCAUCGAUAUUAGCCACGGAUUCAUUUCUAGAUGGUCCGAAAGCAUCGGAAGUCAACGACAGUUCAGAAAACUCUAGUCGUGGCGGCAGUCGGCCGGGGAGCUCCAAUGGCGAGCGAGUUCGCGGUAAUCACAGAGUACGAUUUGGCUCUGGGGAGGUCUUGGACGUCCAGAACAACAGACAUACCUUCAACCUUCAGUCUCCAGAGGACUGUCAAUCCUCUAACAGUGACAACCCGGCUCCUGAUUCUCCUGCCUUAGAAACACCCCCAAUUACUCUAACCUCGCCAAAUACUUCCCCGUCUGGUCGUAUAUGUACCCGCAUCGAGUACUUCGGUCCGCCAAUUGAUAUCACAGACACACCGACAAAAAUUCCCACUCUACCGUUGAAGGCACCACCGAGAGCAUUCGGUUUUAACAGCAACGGUGGGGACUUGGAGCUCAAUGAGAAGUGCGACAAAUUCACCGAGAAUGAUCGAUUAUCAUCUCAAGAAAGAGCAGCUAGGCUGGGGAGAAUCGGGAGCUACUCAGCCCCGAGUUCAGCACGUAGUUCACCAACUCUCACCGCAUAUAGUGCUGGCGCUGGUCAGGCUCAGGGAGGAGCACCUGUUGGUGAUAUACCGUUUCUGGAUCUUGGGGAUACCCCACCGCAGGACUGUAACGAUCCAGCAAGGAUCGAAAGGAACAAGAUAACAGCGAUUAGAGAGGCUUAUGAAUUAGUUAUACAGCACACAACACGAGGAGUUACAGUAUUGAACGGAAGGUCUAGGGCUAGUGGAAUGGAAACCCCGGACCACGGCCUGAGGUCCGGAACCGCAACGCCGGUGGCCCACCAGCAUGAGGGCUAUGCCCAGCCUCCGAGCCAGUAUCGCGGAGGUGUUCUUGGGAGUUUAUUGAAGCUGUAUGAUCCAUCGGGAGGUCAUGGGAGCUAUUGCGGUCAUGGGCGCCAUAGUAGCGUGGGGGGUAUAGCAAGCCCAACGAGUUCUGGGCGUACAACACCAAAGUGGUAUACCAAGAGCGCAAACACGUCGACCACAUCGCUAGGAGGACCUCCGGUAGCUUCUAGGGCCGCAUUUGGAUCUCCCGCGGGACCAGCUAAGAGAUCAAGGCGAGCUAUUUUCCAUUUUGGUUUAAAAUUUAGGCUAGGUCCACCCUGUUCGCGUAGCAUGGGUUCUAACGACUGGCUUCAGAUUACUGUUCAUAUUGCGGAGACCCUGGCAAGACAAAAGUACAUCUUGAAGCUUUGCAGAGCUUUGAUGCUUUAUGGAGCCCCAACUCAUAGACUCGAGGAAUACAUGAAGAUGACAUCUCGGGUUCUUGAGAUCGAUGGGCAAUUCUUAUAUAUCCCGGGCUGUAUGGUCAUCUCUUUCGGGGAUUCCUCGACGCACACUUCGGAAAUGCAACUUGUCAGGACAAGUCAGGGCGUUGACCUCGGAAAACUUCACGACACGCAUGAGGUUUAUAAAGAGGUUGUCCAUGACAUGAUCGGGGUUGAGGAGGCCACUAAAAGACUGGAUGAGAUCAUGAAGCGGAAGCCAAAACAUAACCCAUGGAUUUUGAUACCAGUUUUUGGUAUUGCUAGUGCUUUUGUUGGACCUUUUGGUUUCAAGGCUCGGCUUACCGAUAUGCCUAUUCUCUUUGUUCUUGGAUGUAUUCUUGGGUUCUUGAAACUUAUUGUGGCACCGAACUCCGAGCUUUAUUCGAACGUCUUUGAAAUAUCGGCUGCUGUUAUAACGAGUUUCCUUGCGAGGGCCUUUGGUUCGGUUCGCGGGGGUAGUGUUUUCUGUUUCUCCGCUCUAGCGCAGGCCUCUAUUGCUCUGAUUCUGCCUGGUUAUAUCAUAUUAUGUGGGUCCCUUGAGCUUCAAUCAAGGAAUCUAGUGGCAGGGUCGGUUCGAAUGUUUUACGCUAUCGUCUACUCAUUGUUCCUUGGCUUUGGGAUCACGAUUGGAUCCGCUCUCUACGGGCUCGUUGAUAGCAAUGCCACAUCUGCUACGACGUGUCAGAAUCCGUUGGAUUGGAGGUGGAACUUCCUGUUUGUUCCCCCAUUUUCCUGGUGUCUCUUGACAAUUAGCCAAGCUAGGUGGCGACAGGCCCCAGUAAUGAUAGCGAUCUCCAUGGCUGGCUAUGUCGUCAACUUCUUUUCUAGCCAACGAUUCGCGAACCAGCCACAGGUCGCCAAUAGUCUAGGAGCAUUCGCAGUCGGGGUCUUGGGCAAUCUCUAUUCAAGAGUCGGCCACGGUUUAGCAUUUGCCGCCAUGCUUCCGGCAAUACUCGUCCUAGUCCCCUCUGGGCUCGCCGCCCAGGGCUCUUUAGUCUCCGGUAUCCAGAAUGCAGACGCCAUGAUCAACAAAUCGUCAACAGCACCAGAACCUGCAUUGAGCCAAUUUAACUCUAUAGUACUCGAUGUUGGAUUCUCCAUGAUCCAGGUGGCCAUCGGUAUCACAGUUGGCCUGUUCGCAGCAGCGUUGGUGGUGUAUCCAUUUGGCAAGAAGCGAUCCGGGCUCUUCAGCUUCUAAACUAUACACACAACUACCCUCUGUGUUAUUUAUUAAUUGCCCUGUGUAUAUUUCCUCUGUUCUCCGAUCUCUCCUAGUUACUGUCGCAUUAGAAGGAAUUGUGUGCUCGGCGCCUGAUGUUUUCUCCCCCUCUCUUUCCCUAAUAUUCCUCUCCCUCCUCAAUUUACGUACAGCAAGAAAUACGCACCCACUUAUCUAAUGUAUUUUCCUGUUUCUUCCCUUUCCUUUAUCUUCCUUUCAUUUUUCUUCUUGGAACCGAACUCGCAUCGGAUAGACGGCCAGUCUCAUUUUGCAUAUUUUUUGGAUUCAUCCAUUCGUCAUAAUACUUGAUUGCUUGGCCCGCCGGGUGGGUGUUAUAACCUUUUUCUUCUUUAUUUCCGGGAAGAGUUCCAUCUGUUCAGCUCAAGUUAGACUUUUCUCAUCUCUCCUUUCCGCUUCUCCCCAAGCAUAAUCUCAAAAUAAUUUCCCCACACCCCCCCCCCUU
Tuber melanosporum (Perigord truffle) is the source of this 4192-nucleotide messenger RNA. RefSeq lists its product as uncharacterized. NCBI's taxonomy places the organism in Eukaryota, Fungi, Ascomycota, Pezizomycetes, Pezizales, Tuberaceae. Gene Ontology annotation, molecular function: transmembrane transporter activity. The record is from RefSeq and is a predicted model, not a curated record. Gene Ontology annotation, biological process: transmembrane transport. The transcript is spliced from 6 exons. The coding region runs from base 1177 to 3708 and encodes 843 amino acids.